UGCCGACUGUCAUCCCGCUCUCAUGCAUGCACAGCGGCUGUAACCAACCCUGACACCGAAAACCAGGAUUUUCGUCACUUACAAACCGGAGACUGACCGAGACAAUUCUGCGAAAGCCUUUGCUACGCAUGGCUGCGGCACAGUAGCUCGCCCGCCGAAGAGUUUGCGCUUCGCGUUUUGAAGAUGUGAUGGGGGCUAUGCAAGGCGCCUGGAUUACUACCACAACUCGAAGAGACAUUUCACGUGGCCAAAUCCCGCGGCUGGCCGCACUUGGCGGCUCGAGUCCCGGAAUUCAAUCUCAUCUCGUCCGUGGACAAACUUUCUCUUGUUAACUGCUGCGUGGUAGACUUAUUCUUCAAUUCUUUCUCUUGCUCCUCCUUAUGCUGUUUCCUGCCCGUCUCGGUCCUAAAGUAUCGGAAAUCACAUCGAAUGACGUCCGCGCUUGCAAUGGACGGCGAGGUCCACUUCAUGGACUCUCCAGAAUACGCCGGUGAUAAGACUCUGCACCUCAAUAUCGCCCUGAUUAUCUGCACAACGAUUGUAGUUGGUAUCAGGCUCUAUGUUAGGGCUUUCAUGGCCAAGGCAUUGGGGCUCGACGAUUUGCUUGCGUUCUUAGCCUUCGGACUAGUGUCUGCGUUGUCCGCAAUGGAUAUUCGCCUUGUCCAGUUUGGCAGCGGAGCACACAUCGAAUAUGUCCCAAAGCCUUUACUAGCGACAUGGUUCGAGUCGCUAACAACACAGACACUGAUUUAUUUCGUCGGAACCGGGGUGAUGAGACUGUCGAUUGUGGCUUUUCUUCCCCGUUUGAGUCAAGAUAGGACGUAUCUAAUACUUGUCUACAUCACCGGCUUCUUUGUGGUGGCCCAGACUACCGGAUGCUUUUUCUAUCGCCUCACGGAGUGCAGCCCCAUAGGCGACAUAUGGAAACCUCCCUUUUUGCCAGGGCUUAACUGCGUUCCUCCCGAAGCCGAGAAUACAAUGAUGGUAGCUCACCAAGUGAUUGGUCUGAUCCUGGAUCUUGCACUGAUGGGAUUACCAAUAUGGGUCGUUUACAUGAAGAUGAUCUUCUCCCAACGAGCCUUCCAGGUUAUCUUAGUGUUCAGCGUGGGGCUCUUUGUAAUUGUUACAGGUUGUAUCCGCCUCGUAAUGUUGAAGACACUACUUUUCCUCGCCGAUCCUACCUUCAACAUGUCGACUAUAGGCGUCUGGACCGAUCUAGAAGGACACAUUGGGCUCUGGGUUGCCUCAUUUCCUGCAUUACAACCUCUCCUUCGAAUUGCCUCUUAUAAGUUUGGCUUUCGAAGUAAGCUCCAAAGCUAUGUUAAAGAAGGACGUUCGGAUACUGGCGGCGAUGGCGGUACAAGGUCGAGAUCAGGUGCUUGGACUGGUCCUGCUCGUAGCAGAGGCUAUGUACGUAACGGAAGUGGCAUCGAUACCGCAGAUAGUCAUAGCGAGAGGGGCAUCAUAUCUAGUGCAGAUAGAGAUGUGGAGAUGGACAAGAUGGAUUGCAGAUUUUCCGGCAUUCACAAACAAGUUGAUGUCGAGGUUCGAGUGGAUGAUGCACCUAGGAGGGAUAAACCAGUACAUGACACUGUGGACAAGGAUCCAAAGAGUUGGUUGGCGGAUUGAGAAGACUUCAGACAACAUAAAGUGUCCAAAUCCUGCAGUUAGGACAAAACAAGUAUUCUAGGCAAUCUCCACGGUCUUCUUCUUUCAAAGUGAAGCCGCCAUUUCAUACGUUAGAGCAGUCGGAACUUGGUGGGAGAGUUCUCAGGCAAGAGACAGCCAACCAUCAACCUUACCGGUCCGGCGUGGUAGAGCUAAGGAAACUCGACGGCAACAGUAUUGCC
Molecule: messenger RNA, 1850 nt
Organism: Colletotrichum godetiae
Lineage: Eukaryota; Fungi; Ascomycota; Sordariomycetes; Glomerellales; Glomerellaceae
Exons: 7
Coding region: 430-1629 (399 amino acids)
Source: RefSeq, a predicted model, not a curated record